Molecule: messenger RNA, 423 nt
Organism: Acaulospora morrowiae
Lineage: Eukaryota; Fungi; Glomeromycota; Glomeromycetes; Diversisporales; Acaulosporaceae
Source: the annotation of a GenBank genome assembly
GGAGAUAUUAACCCUGAAGUGUGGACACGUACCCUGGAAAGUUAUAUAGACACCGUUCCUGAUGAGAAUGAAGAAACAUUUAAUAAUAGCCCAGGGCAACUAUUGGGCGUUAGAGAUAAGCUUUUACGAUUAUAUGCGAAAAAGUUUUUAUUGAUUUUUGAAUUCGAUUGGAUUGAAUCACAUGCCCAUACUGCGAAAAUUAUGAAGUCUUCUACAAAUUCUGGAUCUGUUCGAGAAGACAUUAAGGGAACAAAAAUUUCUGGUGACUUUGAUAUAUUUCAUAUGGAAGUCGUGGAUGCUCGACUAACUUUAUAUGCAUUAAGCAUGCUUUCUGAUGCCGUUUCCUCAUUACUGAGUUUGCCACUGCCGUUAUGCCUUUUAACUUUAAUGGUCGAGAUCAAUACAAAGUCAUCCUUAGAAUGA